GCCCUCCGGCUCUCGCAAAAUGGCUGUUCUGCCUCGUCAGGAAUCAACAGCCAAAUGCACGCAGCGUUACGGAACGAGCCGGAUCGCUCGUUUCCUUUUCCUCAGCCCCUUCAGUCAACAACGCAGCCGCUCAGGACGCCCGUCCCUGCCUCACAGCGGCCCCGAAAUACCUCAGCGGGCGGACCGGGGGGCAGCAGCAGCAGGUACCGAGGGGCAGCAGGUACCGAGGCGCUCCCCGGGGCUGGGCCGGGCAGCUCCGCGUCUUAUCGAGGCGGCCAGGCCCCGCUCCGCCCCGUCCUCACACGGGGCGCACAGCGAGGGCGUGGGAGCCGGAGGAGCCGCUGUUGGGGGGGGGAAGGGCUCAAUGAACAACAUACAGCUCGAUGAACAACAGAAAUCCCGUUCCGAACCGCAGUCCCGGCACGGCGCAGCCCCCAGUCCCCGCAGCGCACCGACCCCCGGCCCGCAGCCCGCACUCACCGUGCGCUGCCCGCGCCCCGCUCCGCGCUCAGCACCGCCGCUGUCGGGACACGAACGGCCGCUCUCGCGAGAUGGGCGCCCCGAGCGCCGCCUGGAGGAGCGGAGGAACGGCUGCAACGUUGGGGGGUGCGAGGGUCAGAGCGCCGCUUGUUAAAGGCCGCCCCUAAGGAGCGUGGAGUGCUGCCUGUGUGAGGAAACAUCUGGUUCCAACCCCCUGCUGUGUGCAGGGUCACCAACCAGCAGCCCAGGCUGCACAGAGCCACAUCCAGCCUGGC
This is a messenger RNA of Coturnix japonica (Japanese quail), 755 nucleotides long. The record is from RefSeq and is a predicted model, not a curated record. Lineage: Eukaryota; Metazoa; Chordata; Aves; Galliformes; Phasianidae.